Anoplophora glabripennis (Asian longhorned beetle) is the source of this 7956-nucleotide messenger RNA. RefSeq names its product tetratricopeptide repeat protein 28. Gene Ontology annotation, molecular function: protein binding. The record is from RefSeq and is a predicted model, not a curated record. The transcript is spliced from 36 exons. Bases 374 to 7627 code for a protein of 2417 amino acids. NCBI's taxonomy places the organism in Eukaryota, Metazoa, Arthropoda, Insecta, Coleoptera, Cerambycidae.
UUCGACGCCGCCGCCUGCGACACACGCCGGGAGGAUCCGCAGAUGCGUCUACGCCGCCCGGGAACGGAAGUUACGGUGAUAAAACGGCUUGCUUCGUGCGUCCUUCCGCUGUUAAAUGUCCCCAAGGGUCGACAGUCGAGUGUUGUGAGAGGAAUCCCGCGAAAAUCGUGGUGGUUUCCGUGAAUUUGUACGGGAUAAGGUCGUGGGCACGUUAAGUGGCCUGUGGGAAAAGACAAUGGCCCUCUGGAUGUGGAAUUUGUGUGUGAUUGAUUUUUUUUAAUUACCAGUGAAGCGUGUGUGCGUGUUGGUUUAAACAUUGAAGUGCCCCACGGUGUAAUAUGGUCCUGGAAGACUGGAUCUCGUACGGGAGAGAAUGUCACAUAGAGAUUUUACAGAGGUUGAACCAGAAGGGACGUCCGAACUACCAGCUGCCAGUAGGUCGCUUUUUCUUGAAAAGGUACGCCAGUCGAACGCCGCCUGCCAGAGUGGCGACUUCGCCACCGCUGUGGCCCUCUAUACAGACGCCCUCCAGUUGGACCCCACCAACCAUAUCCUGUACUCCAACAGGUCGGCGGCGAAACUGAAGCAGGGACUCUUCUCGCAGGCCCUCCAGGAUGCCGUCACCGCCAGGGAGCUGUGCCCCACCUGGCCCAAGGCCUACUACAGGCAGGGCGUGGCGCUGCAAUGCCUGGGCCGGCACGGGGACGCCUUGGCCGCCUUCAGUCAAGGCCUGGCGCAGGAUCCCACCUCCCAGCAGCUGCUGUCGGGCCUGGUGGAGGCCUCCGUCAAGUCCCCGCUGCGGCACAACCUGGAGCCCACUUUCCAGCAGCUGGAGGUUAUGAAGCUGGACCAGAGCCCCUUCGUGCUCAUAUCCGUGGUGGGGCAGGAACUACUAGCUGCCGGUCUGUACCACUCCGCAGUCACAGUCCUAGAGUCGGCUUUGAGGAUAGGAUCGUGUUCCCUUAAAUUAAGGGGCUCCGUCUUCAGCGCCCUCAGUUCCGCGCACUGGGCUCUAAACCAAUUGGACAAAGCAAUCGGGUACAUGCAACAAGAUCUGGCCAUAGCAAAGAGCCUAGGGGACACCGCCGGGGAAUGCAGGGCUCACGGGAAUCUGGGUUCAGCUUACUUCAGCCAGGGCUCCUACAAAGAAGCCCUCACGGCCCACAGGUACCAGCUGGUGCUUGCCAUGAAGUGCAAAGACACCCAAGCAGCGGCAGCAGCUCUAACGUCGCUCGGUCACGUCUACACGGCUAUCGGUGACUAUCCUAACGCUUUGGCCUCGCACAAACAGUGCGUGCAACUCGUCAAGCAAAUGGGCGACCGUUUACAGGAGGCUAGAGAGAUCGGCAACGUAGGAGCGGUGUAUUUAGCCAUGGGCGACUUUGAUUCGGCUGUAGAUUGCCACACGCAGCACUUGAGGAUAGCCAGGCGACUAGGCAACCAGGUGGAAGAAGCCAGGGCGUACAGCAACUUGGGCUCCAGUCACCACUACAAGAGGAAUUUCGCCCAAGCGAUCGUUUACCAUGAAAAAGUAUUGAGAUUAGCUCAGGCCAUCGGCGACAAAUCUGUAGAGGCUCGUGCCUAUGCCGGCCUCGGUCACGCGUGUAGAUGCGCCGGAGACUACGUCCAAGCGAAACAGUGGCACGAGAGACAACUAGACGUCGCUCUAGCCACUAGGGACAAAGUUGGGGAAGGUAGAGCUUGCUCUAACUUGGGAAUCGUAUACCAACUACUCGGUGAAUACGACGCUGCCCUCAAGCUACACCAAGCUCACUUAGCCAUAGCCAGGAAUCUACAAGACAGAGCGGGGAUGGGUAGGGCGUAUGGCAAUAUCGGUAACGCCUAUUCUGCGGCUGGGUUCUACGAGUCGGCCAUCAAGUACCACAAGCAAGAGUUGACCAUCAGUAAGGAAGUGCACGACAGGAGUUCCGAGGCUAGCACGCACGGGAACUUGGCCGUGGCGUAUCAAGCGCUCGGGGCGCACGAUAUGGCGCUUUUACACUACAGGGCACACUUAGGUAUAGCAAGGGAGUUAAAGGAUACAGCGGGGGAGGCUUGCGCCUUGUUGAAUUUAGCGAACUGCCUGAGUUCCAGGUCCGAGUUUGCCGAAGCCAUUCCUUACUACGAGCAAUACCUUAUGUUGUCACAGGAACUCGCCGAUGUGGAAGGAGAAGCCAAGGCUUGCCAUUUCUUAGGCUACGCUCACUACUGCAUCGGCAACUAUAGGGAAGCCGUGCGCUACUACGACCAAGACCUGGCCUUGGCCAAGGACCUACAAGAUAAAAUGAACAUGGGAAGGGCCUACUGCAACCUGGGCCUGGCUCACUUGGCCUUAGGCCAACUGGAGACGUCCCUGGAGUGCCAGAAAUACUUCCUGGCUAUAGCUCACAUGACCAACAACUUGGCGGGGAAAUUCAGAGCGCUCGGCAACAUAGGCGACGUCCUGAUCAAGAUGGAGGAGACCGAGGAGGCUGUGAAAAUGUAUCAUAGGCAGUUGGCGCUGGCGAGGAGUAACAGGGACCGAGGCAUGGAAGCUGCCGCUUGCGGAGCGCUCGGUAUAGCUCACAGGCUGCUGAAACGGUUAGAUAAGGCUCUGGGUUAUCACACUCAAGAACUGACCUUACGUCAGGAAAUGUCCGAGCUGUCUGGCGAGUGCCGAGCCCACGGCCACUUGGGAGCCGUCCACAUGGCCCUGGGUAACUACACUCACGCCGUCAAGUGCUAUCAAGAGCAACUAGAGAGAGCCCAGGAACUCCAAGACUGCGCCGUGGAGGCUCAGGCUUACGGAAACCUAGGGAUCGCAAGACUGAACAUGGCUCACUACGAAGACGCCAUCGGAUAUUUCGAGCAACAACUUGCCACGUUAGAAAGACUGAGUUCUCCCACCGCUCAAUUGGACAGGGGGCGAGCUUUUGGUAGCCUAGGAGACUGCUACGAUGCUUUGGGUGAUCCAGAGGAAGCUGCCAAGUGCCACGAGCAAUAUCUUGCCAUAUCAUUGAAGCUUAAAAGCGCCAGGGAUCAGGAGAGGGCCUACAGAGGUUUAGGUCAGUCUCAGCGUUCUUUAGGGAACCUCCAACAGGCGCUUGUGUGUUUGGAGAAAAGACUGGUGGUUUCGCAUGAACUGGGCAACCCGGAAGCCAAAGCUGCUGCUUACGGGGAACUAGGACAGCUUCACGCCACUUUAGGAAACUUGGAGCAGGCGGUCUCUUGUUUAGACCACCAGAAAGGCAUUGCUAGGGAUUUGAAUGACAAAGUGAUGGAAUCGGAUGCGUUGUGCGGUUUGGGCACCGUUUACCAUCAAAUGGGAGAAUUUUCGACAGCAUUGAGAUAUCACCAGAACGACUUAGAAAUCGCCGAACAACUGGGCAUGCCGACGCUUCAAAGCAGAGCUUGCGGAAAUUUAGGUUCAGUGUACGAAGCCCUGGGCAACCUUGACCAAGCGGUACACUACCAGGAACAACACCUGUCCAUAGCGGCGAGCACCAACGACCAGUUAGCGAAAACAGUGGCGUACAGCGCCUUGGGUAGAGUCCACCAACUCUUGGGCAACCGUACGCAAGCCGUGGCGUAUCUGACGCAAGGGCUGUGCAUAGCCGAAGCCCUGGGGAGGCGGGAUGAGGAGGCCAAGAUAAGGAAUAGGUUGGGGCUCGCUCUGUGGGCCAACGGAGACCUAGAGGGCGCUCAGAAGCAACUGGAAGCGGCCACGCAUCUCUUGGAAAACAUCAGGAGGGAAGCCAGGAACACGCCGGAUUACAAACUUUCUUUAUUCGAAUUGCAGUCGUCCAGUUACCAAGUCUUACAAAAAGUUUUGGUUUGUCUGAAUCGUUCCGACGAGGCUCUCCUGGUGGCCGAAAGGGGGCGUAACAGGGCCUUCGUCGACCUGCUCCUAGAACGACAGGGCAUGACCGAGUCCAAAUCGAAGACGAAGACGCACCGACUGGAAGACUUCGGCUUAAACACGCUCGACCACCUCAAAGACAUAGUCAACAGGCAGAGGGCCUCGGUGCUGUAUUACAGCGUAGCCGCCGGUUUCCUCUACGCGUGGCUGAUAAUGCCCACGAAAGGCAUCGUCAAGUUCCACUCGGUUCCCCUGGUCGAAUCCGCCGAGGACGGUAACUGCGACAACUCCGAUCCCGUGCCAUCCGGAACCGGUCUCCUGGAGAAGCUGGUCACUUCCGUCAGGGACAGCCUGGGCUUGGAGUUGUCGCCAUGUACCACCAUAGCCGAGGAUCAGUAUUCCGAGGAUACGAUAUCGGAGAGAACUGGGUUCUUGAGGAUGGUCAAUCGUCAGCACAUGAUGAACUCGAGCAACUAUUCGUUGAGCUCGUUGUUCUCUCUCGGAAGCGUCGGGGGCUCGGUGGCGUCUCUUCAAGGCAGCACCAGAUCGAGCGCUAGCGCUCAGGGGUCGACCAGGGUCUCGAGACGGCAAACGUGGAAAGGACCCAGUUGCCUACACGCGUUGUACACGUUGCUUUUACAACCGUUCGAGGAAUUCCUGCCGUCGAAAACGUCGAGUAAGGACAACGCCAGCCGUAGGGAACUCAUCUUGGUGCUGGAGGGCGACUUGUAUUUGGUGCCGUUCCCCGUGUUGCGGUCCUCGAACGAGAAUUCCGAGUACCUCUGCGAGAGGUUCUCGCUGCUGGUGGUGCCGAAUCUGUCGACGUUGAGGUCGGGCAGGACGAGGAAGCAGGAUCAGGACCAGGCGGUGAGGAGCCUGAUCGUGGGCAACCCGAAGCUCCCGAGCGCCGUGACGGAUCACUGGGGCUGGAAAGACAUCCCCCAGGCCGAACAGGAAGCCACCAUGGUGGCGGAGCUGCUGCAGAGUCAGGUCUUGGUGGGCAGUCUAGCGACGAAGGAGCAAGUCUUGAACCAGAUCCAAGAGGCGGAGUGCGUACACUUUGCGACGCAUGUGUCGUGGAAGUUGUCUUCGUUGGUCCUCAGCCCCGCCGAGGUGCUGGAUCAGAGCCAGUCGAAGAGGUUGUACAUUACGGACAACACGGAAGAAGACGAGGGUAACGAAGUGUCUACGACGGCAGAACUCCCGCCUUUGUCGGAGUUUUUGUUGAGCGCCGCCGACAUUCUGUCGUUACGAUUGUCCGCUAGGCUUGUAGUGGUGAGUUCAUCCCACACGAGGGACCAACAAGGCUGGGCGACCUCCGACGGUCUAGUAGCCCUGGUACGCGCCCUGCUGGCCGCCGGGGCCCAAGCGGUACUCGUUUCGCUCUGGCCGGUACCCGACACCGCUACAAAGAUCCUCCUCAGGGCGUUCUACUCCGCCAUGCUGCAAGGAACCAGAGCUGCGAGGGCUCUGGCGGAGGCCAUGCAGACCGUACAGCACACUAAGCAUUUCGCCCAUCCGGCCAACUGGGCCGGUUUCGUCCUGGUGGGUCUCAACGUGCGUCUUUCCAAUAAAGUUGCGCUAAUGGGACAGGCGUUGUGCGAGCUCCUGCAGGUGCCGGACAAGUGCAGGGACGCGUUGCGGGUGACGCUGCACCUGGUGGAGAAGAGCCUGCAGAGGAUACAUCGCGGGCAGAAGAACGCCAUGUACACCACGCAGAAGUCGAUUGAGAAUAAGGUUGGAUCUGUGACGGGUUGGAGGGAGCUCUUGAUGUCCGUUGGAUUCAGAUUCGAGCCGGCGUCCAACGGCAUACCCAGCAGCGUGUUCUUCCCCCAAUCCGACCCAGAAGAAAGGCUGACUCAGUGCUCGGCUAGUUUGCAGGCUUUAUUAGGUCUGACGAGUACGUCCAUCCACGCCCUUUGCAAACUAACGUCCAACCCCGACGUUGCCGAUGACAUAAUAGCCGUCAUCCAAUCGGCGCUCUCUCAGUUUACUUCCAAGGGACUGGACAGCGACAGCGUAGACGUAGCCUUGAACGUCAGGUUAUGGAGGGUGCCGGGUUGUCACGAACUACUGGCUUCGCUCGGUUUCGACUUGACGGACGUGGGGCAGGAUAAAGUUACUCUAAGGACCGGGAAACAAGCGAACAGGAGGAACAUCCAGUUCACGCUCCAAGCUUUGCUAGCAUUAUUCGACACGCAAGAAGCCCCGAAGAGCCUUACCAUCGACUCCUCGAGUAGCCUAGAGUCGCUCGCCUCGGUCGACAACGACUUCUCACACUCGGACAAUGAGCUAAACAUGUGUCCCACCCCCAAACCGUCCACUAAGUCCAUGCCGCGGGUCCCGCCUCCCUUCUCGCGGACCGUCUUACCCAACAAGAGACUAGGUGGUGCUUUUACAUCGUACGUAAGGAAGAGAGGCGAACCGGACGGUCGUACGGCCAAUCCAACCGACACCAAAGCGGUUUCGGACAACAAGACGAGGAAGAACGGUACGCUGGCCAGGCCCGGAGGUGGGGAGUCGGACGCAGCAUUCACCCCCAGCCCGCCGGUGGUUUUACAGCCUGAAAAUCAGACCAUAGCGCUGUCCCUGGCCCACCAGACGAGGAUAAGGAACCUCUACUCGCAGAACGACGGCAAGAACGACAACAUCCGACCCGAUAGUUCGAGUUCCACCAGUUCCGCCACCGAUUGGGAUAACGGACAUGCCACGGUGCUUAGGAGACAGACACAGAACCAGGUGCCUCCUUUGCCGCCGCCACGUACCAAGCCGUUGGUGGACCUGCCCCUGUACAACAACUUACCCGCCGGGAUGUUCGAGAACAGCUCCGACAGCGAACUGGAGAAGAUGGAGGCGAAACUGUUCAAUUCCAACAGCAGGAGCAAGAUUUCGUACAAAAAAUCGAGGAAUCCUAUGUGCACUUUAGACAGGCUCAGCGUUAGAACCGAGGUGACACCGUCACAGAAUCUUCAUCCCGCGCCACCACAAAGCCGCAAGCCCAUCACCUUGCCGAGCGAAGAGACUUUGCCUACCAACGAACGGCUGUUAUACUUCUCUCCAAACGACACAGAUGCCGCUUCCAAUCUGGCAUCGAUCGCCUCCACCUCCGACAAGGAUGAGUCCAGUCAAGACCUCAGCAAGAGCGACGGCAAAUCGAGCAGCGCAUCUACUACGCUUCACGACACUAUCCUAGCUACACAACUGAGACACAUCAACAGGGAGCUGACGCCUACCAUAUCGGAAGUUUACCACGAACGAAACAUCGGACUAGGACUAGCACCACCUCUUUCCAAGUUGUUGUUGAACCAAUCCACACAAUCGGCACCCAAAACUGACAAUUCGGUCCUAGAAAAAAUAACGCUAGGAAUAUUAGACGACGAGGACAUCAACAGCGAGCUGAAGGGGGCGCAGUGCCAGAGGUGCAAACCCGACGCUUGCGGCUGCAAGUCCAAGUCCAGCAAGCCGUGGUUGUCGGAGAACGCCAGCGCCCUACAGCAGAUCCAGAGCUCCGACCUUACCACCGCCGAUAUCCUGGAGAGGGAGGUGAAGAACAAGAAGGGCCUGAUAAGGUCCGAACAGAGGCAGAAGGAGGAGUCGGACCCGAAAAGGCUCUCCCCCUUUUCAGAAAUGUCACGUAGAGACGAAGGGGACGGUCGCAGUAUAGCCGACUCCUACUCCUCCAGCUACAAGAAUCAGUUCCUGACGUACCAUCCUGCCGACAAGAAAGGGAACAAGCCCAGCGCCAAGGUCAGGACCAUACCUUCGCAGAGGAGGAAUAUUCAGAAUUAGAAGGAGAACCGAAUAUUUCCAAUGGUACAUUUGAACUACCAAAGUGAAAAAAUUGAGGACCUACGGAACGUUUGAACUACUGCAGUUUAGAAAGUAGGUCUAAAAGAGUGAUAUUGAUAAUUGCGGACACUUUAGAUUAUAUCGAUGUACUUUGACUGAGGUUUUAUGUAUUUUAUAAGGUAAUUUAGUUGUUUUAAAAAGGAAAUUCGAAAUGUAUAUUCGUCUCGAUGAAAAAGCUUUAAUCUGGCCAUUAUAGUGAACUGUUCAAAGUAAAUUUACGGUCUUGUAUUUUGUAUAUUCAUUAUUUAUUUUUGUAUUUUUCUGUGUGU